AUGCAACAACGUGAUUUGACAAGUGACACUUUUUCCGUUGAACCAUUUAUCGAGAUCGAAAAAGGUGGUCCGCUGAUCCUUGGUCCCUCAACUGAGAAUGUUGUAGGAACUAAGGGUGUCACUGUUGAAGCUGCUGCAUUUGGUGCUGAAAAACGCCUGAAUCAAGAAGUUCUUCCAGCUUCCCCGAACGGAGGUGGCGAUGGAAAAGAAAACAUUGCGAAAGUUUACGAGAAAUUUGUCCCCUUUGUAUUGGAAGGUAUCUGCAAUCAGGAAGCCGAAGAUGCUUCUGAAAACGUUGGUGAGCGUGAGGCUGCCAGACACUCUAGACAGAUCUCGACCUUGAAAAAGUCGUCUGUUCUUUAUGAUCGAGAAAAGUUUGCUAUUCACAGCACGUCACAGCGGCUCGUUCGAGAGGCAGAGGUGCAUCUUCCUGCUUAUAAGCCGAAACAGUAUUCAACUUUUGCGGAAUUUCGAAAGGCUCUUAAGGGCGAUAAAUCACAACCGACACCGACUCUCAGGGCUUUUAGUACACGAAUGGUCAAUAAAGGACGUCAUGUGCUACCUGCUUUAAACAGUGAUGCCGGUUGUCCUGCUGAUGGGCUAACUAGCGCAACGAGACCCGAUAGUAAUGAAGUUCCAACAAAUGACGUCUUGAAACUACCUGCAGAACUUUUGCCUCCUCGACUUCCAAAAGCCAAUGAUGAUGAUAUCAUCGAUUUGCUUGAAGACGAAAAUUCGGGCACUUCUGCUAAGCACGCUCACCUUAAUCGACUGUUAUCGAGAUUCAUUGGCUAUGUUAAAACGACAGAUUGGGAUGCGAAGGCUGAUGCGAAGAGGGCUGUAGAAUAUUCGAUUAUUACAAAGGCAAGUCUACUCAUUUACAAUACUUCGACUGACCUGCAAGCAAAUAUCCCAGACGCUCGGACAGGAAGAUUCUCUCUUCAGUUGGACAAGGUCGCAUACAAGCCAAGCCAUUCAAAAGCGAUAACUUUCACCGAUCGUCGGACAUGGGCUAAGCACAGGUUAGAAUUGCAGGCGAUCAUGCGCUCCAAACGACUUAGACAUUAUGACGAGCGAAUGCAACGUUACGGGGGCCCACGGUUCAGUUCGGCGACAUCUGACAACGAUCCGGAUGAGGUCGAAGGUGAUGAAAGUGAAAUUUCUACAGAAACAGAACAGGAGGAGGACGAGGAUGUGGCUGGAGAUGAAGAUAGUGAUGAAAUUAUCAACAUGUCACACAUUCGAAAUCGAGCGAAUCUGUUUGUAGAUGAUGAAGCGGAAGAAGACGAAGAUGGUGACGAUGAUGGAAUCCCACGGGAAGAUGCGGCUGGAAUUUGCAAAUCUCCAUCCAAUUUUUCUUCUGAGGCUGUCAAGGCGCAUCAAGCGUUGGCUUCCGGAGGUUGCGUUGAACCAGGCGAAAUUGACCUUUUUUCUAAUGACACGACUCAUCUUGUGGAUAGUAUGUCAGUAGUAUUCACACACCUAGAAUCUUUAGAAGAUCAUUAUGACCCUAAAAUGUUUCCAUCUAUGAAUUACGAGAAUCCACUCUAUUGUGAAUUGCCUUCGGCCAAGAUUUUAAACAGGCCAUGGGACGGUACGCCUUACGGCAUGCUAUUUAGUCAGCAGCGGAUUCCUUUGCAGGAUAGUGCAUCGGUGUAUUCCUCAAUUGAAAACAACAAUUCCGAUGAAACUCUUUCGAUUCUCCCAUCUUCGCAACCUCAGAUUUGUCAGGAUUUGACACAACCUUCAUUUUCCGAAGACAUAAGUAGUUGCGAUCCAGAUCCGGCUUCGUUGAAGUUCCCAUUGCACAUGAACCCUUUGGUGGAAACGGAAGGGAAACCAAAAUUAAUGCGAGUUCGCGAUACUCAUGAGUCUGGAGUCUCAAGUGCUACUUCUCAAGUUUCAGUUUGUGCCCUUGGAUUCAGUCAAAGCCCACAAGAUAUCAGUAGCAUCUCACUCUUCUCAAAUUAUGACAGCCAACCUCGCUUUUUGUCAGAUGCGCAAACGACCCAGGUCAAUACUAAACUCUUGGGAAACACUGACGCUGAAUUUUCUGCAGAACCUGUUGAUACACGAUCUGUGCUUUCAACAGACACUCAACAUCUAGGCGAUGACCAGCAGCUGCGAUUGCCCCCGGAAUCCCGUAGACGUCUUAAGCGUCUUUCUCACACGUCCGGGGGAAACUCGGGUGACGAGGCAGAUUUCGAACGCGUGUACAAGCGCAGGGCUUUCUUCUCUGAGCAGACACAAUGUAUAAAAGGGCCUGAAGAGAAGUUACCGGACGAAUCGCAAAUUAUAAAAGCGCGCCUUGUUGACACGGCUGGUGUUCUGACGGCUGCUGAAGAUGAAAGUGGGGAAGCAGAAGUUGGCGAUCACUACGACCUUAGUGACGUUGAAAAUGCCACUGAAGGGACUGAAUAUUCUUCCGACAAUGAAAUGAAAUAUCUCUGCAUUUCUGAACGGGAGAAAAAUGGCCCUAAGUAUAAGCCAACGGAUUUUAUUGACGAGGAGGCUGAACUCUCAGGUGAUGAUGCUGAGCGCGCAAUUUACCUGGACGAAGAGGAGGACAUUGAUGACGAUUCAGACUUGCACAGUCUGAAGGACUUUGUCGACGAGAAUGAAAUAGACGACCGGACUGGCAAGCUGCGGUGCGAGGUGGAGCGGGUAUAUAAUCGCAUCCAGAACGACGAUGAUCGACGGCGAAUCCGCUUUCUUAAGGAAAUGUUCUUUGAAGACGGAGAUCUCUAUGAAGAAGGCGGAAGAGUGCGGCAGCGUCGUUUUCGCUGGAGAGGUCUUGAUAAAGAGGAUCCACUUACUACGAAUGGGACUGAUUCAGAUGAGGAUGGUGAAGAGAAUGAGGAAGAAGGAAGACCGGAAGGUGAGGAUGUCUUCUCUGCGUCGGUAUGCAAAGGUGCCGGUAUUAUGAGUCGGUGGCUACUCCAAGGCUCAUCGGGCUCCCUUUCUGGGAAGGUUUCUGCAGCCGGAGAUGUAAAUUCUGGUAGCAAAGAUACAGAAGUUCCCGAAUCGCUUGUUACGUCUACAGAUGGUGCCAGCAAUAUGAAGUAUGGUGCUUCUUCUGAGAGUAUUUAUGGAUCCAUUCUCAGUCGAUCCACAGCUCUCCUCCCUAACGCAUUGGUUGGUCCCUCUCCGCACACUCAUGACGACGAUGGAGUCGAGAUCGUCGACCCUAGUGUAUCCAGUGCAGACGAUGCUUGUGCCAGCGGCGCCACCUGGACCAAUAGAUUUGGAUCGGGUCUGAGCGGUAUGCCGGGUGAGAUCUUCAUUCGUCUCCUCAAACUAAUCAUCGUUCCACUUAUCGUGGCAACUGUCAUAAUGGUGACCUCAACACUGGAUUUAAAGGAAAAUGGGAAGAUAAGCGCAGUUUCAUUGGCUUUUAUCACAACUUCAAAUACGGUUGCAGCAAUUUGUGGCACAGUUGCAAGCUUACUGCUCAAACCAGGAUAUUUGACGCCAACAAACGCAUCCAUCAUCAACCAGACGUUUACAACAGAUACUCCACCCAAGACCUCGGACAUUUUUGCCGAUAUGCUGUAUUUCACUCCUGUCGGUGUGUGCUUCAUGAUCGCGGGCCCGAUCGCCGGUCUGCGCGAAUUAAGCACCACCUUUGGUCAGCUGGGUCUCUUUAUGGUCACGGUCAUUGCUGCCCUCAUUGCUCACAUGAUCAUAAUUUUCACCAUCUACGCUGCAUUCACUAGGUCCAAUCCCUUUCGCCUCUUGCCCCACUGCUUCCGCACCUGGCUCAUUUCAAUCGCUACUCUUGCCCCAGUUGUAACCAUUCCGGAUAUGUACAAUGCCAGCGACGCUUUCGGAAUAAACCCUAAAGUCUCCCGAUUCGUUGUCCCACUUACAGCAACUUUAAAGGGUGAUGGAUCAGCUGCUUUUCUAGGAGCUUCAGCCGUUUUCAUCGUCCAGCUCACCAAUACACCACUAACUUCUGCCAUGGUUGUUAUAAUUAUCUUGCUUAGUGCCGCGGCAGUUUUUACGCUACCAAAUAUUCCAAGCUCUAGUUUGGUUAUUUUGGUAACGAUUCUUGCAUCGCUUGGCGUGCCAGUCAAUUACGUUGGUCUGCUUUUCGCCAUUGACUGGUUUAUGGACCGAUGUCGUACCACAAACUUGGCUGUGUUGCACCUCUACUGUGUGGCGUUCACUCACCUUAUCUGCGAGGGGAAGUUGCACAGGAACAAGGACUCGAAUGAUGUCAAUGGACUGAUGCCAAUACCAAUGGAAGGAACUGGUCUCGAGGAUGGUGCCUUCAUAUCGUUUUAA
Hydatigera taeniaeformis is the source of this 4287-nucleotide messenger RNA. The record is from the annotation of a GenBank genome assembly. Lineage: Eukaryota; Metazoa; Platyhelminthes; Cestoda; Cyclophyllidea; Taeniidae.